This is a messenger RNA of Larimichthys crocea (large yellow croaker), 1888 nucleotides long. RefSeq names its product thioredoxin-interacting protein-like. The record is from RefSeq and is a predicted model, not a curated record. Gene Ontology annotation, cellular component: cytoplasm. Gene Ontology annotation, biological process: protein transport. Lineage: Eukaryota; Metazoa; Chordata; Actinopteri; Sciaenidae. Gene Ontology annotation, molecular function: ubiquitin protein ligase binding. The transcript is spliced from 7 exons.
UGUUUGCUGGUCCUGUUGUUGUGUUGCUGUCUAUUCUUGUCUCUGAGUCUUAUUUAUGGCCCGCCAGCUUCUGGCCCCGCCCCCUCUGCUGCACGCGCUGUCCACGCGUCCUCCCUGCGGUCUGAUUGGAUACAUACACCCGAACAGCGCGUGUCCACCAAUCAUAGAGCUCCAUCCUCCAGCGGCCGUGUGUUCACACUGUGAGCGCGUGCUGCCGCUAGGUGAGAAGUAACGGGACACCGGACCCCCCCCCCCCCCCCCCCCGGUAUAAAGCGACCAGACACUGUUUACCGACACAGAAAGCACCGACAGAAGAGCCGGUUGUCGUAUUAAUAUUAGUGUUUUAUCAUCAGUCUAUCUUCACUCUCUGUUCGUCCUUACCGGGUCGGUACCGUCAUGGUUCUGUCGGUCAACAAGCUCAGAGUGUUCCAGCUGCUGUUCUCGGACCCCGGCAGGUCCUUUUACAGCAGCGGGGACAAACUGUCCGGCUCCGUGCAGCUGGAGGCGGCGCAGCCUGCAGGCUGACCGGCCUCAGAGUCCACCCGCGCCGGCUGCGCCGCGUGGACCACCGCGGCGGGAAGAACCGCAAGAACCGGAUCCAGGAGGUGGAGUACCCCUGAAUAUGAAGAGGAGCUGCGGCUGGACGAGGAGCUGACCCGAGACUCAGAUGGCUACUUCCUGUUACCGUGCGGGAAAACGUUCAGCUUCCAGUUCGGCUUUGAGCUGCCACCGGCUGGGCGCCUCGUGUCGUCGUACAAAGGAAAGUUCGGAUACGUGCGAUACUACGUCAGGGCACAGCUGGACAGACCUUCCCAGCAUGCUUUGCAGUGUGAGAGGGAGUUUGAGGUGGAGGAGCCGCUGGACGUGAACCGACCGGACCUGCUGGCUCCGGCGGCCGCGGCGGUCCAGAAGAAGGUCACCUGUAUGUUCAUCCCGGAUGGUCAGGUGUCCAUCAGUGCUCACAUCGACAGGAAGGGCUUCUGCGAGGGCGAAGACAUCAACAUCAACGCCAAGUUUGAGAACACCUGCUCACGGAUCGUCAUCCCCAAGGCCGCCAUCGUCGCCAAACACUCAUACGCCGGACGCUCCAAGGAGGUGUGUAAGAAGCUGUCGGUGGUCCGGGGGAACCACAUCAUCUCGGGGAUGUGCGACAUGUGGCAGGGGAAGACAAUCCGCGUUCCCAGACUGAAGCCAUCGCUGCUCGGCUGUGACAUCAUCAAGGUGGACUACGCCCUGAAGGUUUACCUGCACAUCCCUGGCAGUGAGAAGCUGGAGCUGGAGCUGCCUCUGGUCAUCGGUACGAUCCCGCUCAGCGGCGUCGGCAGCCGGACCAGCAGCAUGAGCAGCCAGGCUGAGUCGCUCGGCAGCCAGGCCGGGUCCCUGAGCAGCUGGUCGUCCUUCCCCUCGGCGCCGCCCAGCUACAGUAACAUCCACAGAGACCUGCGAGUGGACGGGCCACGGACGCCACUGCUCCAUGACUACGACGGCGGGGAGGACGAGGAUGACGAGGAGGGGGGGCUGUUCAUGAGGGCGCCUGAACUGUACUACGCCCCUCCUCCCGCCUACAGCGAGGUGGAUCAGGAUGCCACGAACCCUGCUCAGGUCGUUCAGGUCUUCUGAGGUCACUUCCUGUCUGACCACAAGUCCACCGCCACGAUGGCCUGAACCCUGAACGCACCUGUCAAUCAACCCCAGGACUGCAGGCUGAGCUCAGACAACGAUGACUCAGCAGUUUCCUGACGGUGACUCAGCAGUUUAUUGAUGAUGACUCGGCGUGUUUUGUUGAGUUUUUCUUGUUGCUCGUUGAGUCGUUUGUUGGUCACAGGAAGUUGUAAAUAUGUAAAUAAGAUGUUUAUUUUUAUACGUGAAUAAUAAAUGAGUUUAAUGA